Carassius carassius (crucian carp) is the source of this 5664-nucleotide messenger RNA. Its product is annotated as rho GTPase-activating protein 32-like. Gene Ontology annotation, biological process: small GTPase-mediated signal transduction. Lineage: Eukaryota; Metazoa; Chordata; Actinopteri; Cypriniformes; Cyprinidae. The record is from RefSeq and is a predicted model, not a curated record. The transcript has 17 exons. The coding region runs from base 38 to 5350 and encodes 1770 amino acids. Gene Ontology annotation, molecular function: protein binding; GTPase activator activity. Gene Ontology annotation, cellular component: Golgi apparatus; actin cytoskeleton; cell cortex.
CCUGUCUCGCUCUUUCUCCCAACAGGCAGUUUCCCAGAUGCUUAUGGCUUACCUCUCCCGUUUCUCAGCGAUCGCUGAUAAUAAGAUCAACUGUGGGCCAGCCCUCACAUGGAUGGAGGUUGACAACAAAGGGAAUCAUCUGCUGGUGCAUGAGGAGUCAUCCAUAAAUGUUCCAGCUAUCGCAGCGGCCCAUGUGAUCAAGCGCUACAUCGCCCAGGCAGCUGAUGAACUGUCAUUUGAGGUGGGGGAUAUUGUUUCUGUAAUAGACAUGCCACCCAAAGAGGACACCACCUGGUGGAGAGGAAAACAUGGUUUCCAGGUUGGCUUCUUUCCCAGUGAGUGUGUGGAGCUGAUAAACGACAAGGUCCCACAGUCUGUUACCAACUCAGUGCCAAAACCAGCAUCCCCCUGCUCUGGUCUGCGGCCGGCCUCCUGGAGUCUGUUCCCACCCUAUUUGGAGAUGGAGAGUGUAAAGCAGGACAGUGCAUGGGCACCCGACCCAUUUAAUCCCUACAGGCUGAACUCAGUGUCCAAGAAACACGGGAAACUGAUCACUUUUCUGCGCACAUUCAUGAAGUCCAGGCCAACCAAGCAGAAGCUGAAGCAAAGAGGUAUCCUCAGGGAGAGGGUGUUUGGCUGUGACCUAGGAGAACAUCUCCUCAACUCCGGCCAUGACGUCCCCCAGGUACUCAAGAGCUGCACCGAGUUCAUUGAGAAGCACGGAGUGGUUGAUGGAAUGUACCGUCUCUCUGGGAUUGCCUCCAACAUUCAGAAGCUGCGGCAUGAAUUUGACUCUGAACAGAUCCCAGAUCUAACAAAAGAUGUUUACAUUCAAGACAUACACUGCGUUGGCUCCCUGUGCAAGCUUUACUUUCGAGAGCUUCCCAACCCACUUCUCACCUACCAGCUGUAUGAAAAAUUCUCGGAGGCUGUGUCAGCAGCCACAGACGAGGAGAGGCUGAUCAAAAUACAUGAUGUCAUUCAGCAGCUGCCGCCUCCGCACUAUAGGACUCUUGAGUUUCUUAUGAGGCAUCUUUCACACUUGGCAACCUUCAGCUAUGUAACCAACAUGCAUACGAAGAAUUUGGCCAUCGUUUGGGCCCCCAACUUAUUGAGGUCAAAGCAAAUAGAAUCAGCUUGCUUCAGCGGCACAGCAGCCUUCAUGGAGGUGCGAAUACAGUCUGUUGUGGUGGAGUUUAUUCUCAACCAUGUGGAUGUUCUCUUCAGCCCCAAACUGAGCUCACUCAUACGAGAGGGAACAGGUAAGCAAUAUGGACAGAUUUCAACAUAUUUUAAAUUACUUGCACUUCUAUAUAUUCAUCACAGAUUUUUUGUCUUUGUAGGACACAACUCUUUGUCUCGGCCUAAAUCUUUGCUGGUACCCUCUCCAUCCACAAAGCUGCUAACACUAGAAGAGGCACAGGCACGUACUCAGGCCCAGAUCAACUCACCCAUCACUGCAGACAGCAAGUACAUCGAGGUGGGAGAGGGUCCUGCAGCCUUACAGGGAAAAUUCCACACGGUCAUUGAAUUCCCUACUGAGAGGAAAAGACAGCCAAUAAAGUCUAAAAAGUCUCCAGUUGGCAGUUGGCGGUCUUUUUUCAACUUGGGCAAGUCUUCCUCAAUGUCUAAAAGAAAACUACACCGCAAUCCCAGUGAACCAAACGAACUCAAAGCCAUGGCAUUGGCUGGAGGAAGAGGAGACACCGGUACUCUUCGGUCUGCCAAAAGUGAGGAGUCUCUCACCUCUUUACAUAACGUUGAAGGAGAGUCUAAGGUGUACAGGCCACGCAGACCUCGCUCCAGCAGCGAUGCUCUCUCUGCUUCCUUCAAUGGUGGCCUGCUGGAUAGCAGACAACAUUGUAACUCAUAUGACAACCUGGGCCAAGGGGACAGUGAUGGGGAUGAUGGACCAAUCUCUGUGCCUGCUCUCAUCUCCCCGCCACGUUCCGCUGACGAUGUGGACCUGAGCCCCCCCGACAUUGGCAUGGCCUCUUUAGACUUUGACCCCAUGUCUUUCCAGUGUAGCCUUCCUCUGGCAGAGACUUCCAUUUUCUCACUUGACACAGAUGAAAACAGUCUGAAGAGGAGCCCGGGCAGUGCCAGUGGCUCAGAGCCAGUCUCGCCAGUCAGAGCUAAAGUUACGAGUCAUUCUGUGUCUCCAGACCACAGUCCAGCCUUAGAGGAUAGAAAUAAACUGCCCCCUGCAUCUUUCUCAGAGAAAGCACCAGUUCAAUCCCAUGAGAGCAGUGAGAAGUCAGCUGUUGUGACUCCUCUAAGCAUCUCUGAUUCGGCUGCAUCCAUAAGGAAAGCACCAGAGAGCACUGUACUUCAGCCCUCUUCCCCUCCAUCUCCACUCGACUCUCCUGCAAAAUUGAGCUCUCUGUCAAGAUCCACCGAUCUGCCCCUGAGUGAAGCCAUUCAACAAGAGCUUCUUUCUAAAGCUGCUACCUUUGAGAGUAAAGAGAGUAAAGGCAUAUCAAGCAUUGAAUGUUCACAGCCAAAACAGGUCACCUGCUCUCAAGAUCAGCCAGGAGCCGUAGCUCUGGACUCGCCAAAGGGCAAUGUCCCUGUCAGCUCUGUGCCCCUCAUACCUCCCCCUCCCCCACCAAAGAACGCUGCCCGCAUGCUUGCUCUAGCUUUAGCUGAAUCUGCCCAGCAGGCCUCUAUUCUCUCUCAGAGGCAAUCCUCUGGACCCCCUACACCAGUGUCCCCCGUUAAGCCACAAGAGUUUCUGGAGACCAUGGACUGGCCUCCUCCUCUUUCCUUGCCAUCACAGCCAUCCCUGGAGGAAGCUGCAGUCGAAGCAUCAAAGAGAUCUGCUCCUAUGUCUUCACCACCCUCCACCCCAACUGAAAAGUUAAACUGCUCUGUCAGUCUGCACCUCAACACAGCUGAGAGCGGGAAACCAUCCAGCAUUUCAUGCAAUAGCCAGGAUGUUAUCUCUCCAGAGACCCCAAGCCACAGUGCUAUGCCUAUUCAAGUUUCCCAAACACAAAAAAGCCCAGAAAGGCAGCAGCCAGCUGUGGGCCAGACGCCUGUGAGCACAGACAAAACCACUACCACAAUCACCACACCAGCUAUCAGCAGUAAGGAUACUGUCAUUCAGCAACCCAGCUCUGAGAUCCAUAUGACUGAAAUGGUUAUACCACCAAAACCCAUAAAGAUGCCAGAUCAGCCAAUUGCAAUUCUCCAGCCUCAGCCACAAAUACAGACUCAACCUCAUGCAGCCAUUCGGUCUCAGCCUCAAGUUCAGUCUCAUUCUCAGUCACAAGCACAGCCGCAGUUUCAGCCUAAAUCUCAGCCCAAUGCUAGAGUUGCACCAACCCCUGCAGCACCUCUUGAACCUGUGGAAAAACCAUGGGAAGCCAUAAAGCCUGUCCAUCCAAAAGCAGAUUGUGUUCCUCAACACCAUACUCAGGGAGUGACACCGCCAACACCCCCAGUUCGUUCUAUUGAAAGUAAAUUAGCAAUGGCUGCUCUCUGCAACACUGAGACUGGAAACCCCGCCAACUUACAUGCCAUCUUAGAAGCAUCAAUGAAAGGCUCAGUGGAGGAGACUCCCCCGCAAUCUCAUCCAUCUCACCGUAGGGCUUCCACUCACCAGUCAGGUUACAUUUACCACUCAAAAGGGGAUCCUGCCCUACUGGAGCCCACCACAGAGGCGUAUUACCAUCAGCGGGUAUCCCCUUCAGGUCAGGCUACGAUGGCAUACCAUUACAGACCAGAAAGUGUUCCACCACACGUUUCUUAUGUGUCGAAAUCAGAGCCACAGAUCUCCUAUAGAGGCCCCGGUGAUGGCCGAUACAAUACGAUUGGACCUAGGUCCUACCACCAGUCUAUCAAAUCACAUGGCCCUCUGAGAAGUGAAUACAUUUCUCCAGGCUCACUGCACCACUCCCAUGGCUACAACCAAUUAGAUGGACCAACCGUGUACCCAACAAUCCGCAGGGUCCACUCCCUACAUGUGCCUCCUACCGCUAUCCGCUCAACGCCAGUCACCAGAACCGAGGUUCCACCAGAUGAUGAGUUAUUUUACUACCAGCGCCCAGUCUACCACUGCAAGUCUCACCAACCAGCCUCUCAAGCUGACUACCACGUCACACAACUACAGCCUUAUUUUGAGAAUGGAAGAGUUCAGUACCGCUAUAGCCCCUACUCUGGCUCUCAUGUUCUGGAUGCCCCUUUCUACGAUGUGGACCAUUACGGUACGAUCCGCUUACGGCAUGUCCAUUCCUUUAGCGGUCGGGAUAGUGCCCCUCUCCUUCGGUCUGCAGCCAAAUCUGGAGCCUACCACUACCUUUCAAGGCAUUUCAUUCCUUUAAAGGAGCAUGGCUUCGUAAGCAGAGACAUACCUCCUUACGGUGGUUCAAAAGGGAGUGUUUACUUUGCAUGGGAUCCAGACGAAGCAGAGAGGCUUCGCAUGCACUCUAUCCGCAGGGAAAGCCGUGCGAGACAAAAGGUGAAGGGUUCUGUUAUGUCUCAGUAUGACAACAUAGGACCCUACAUGCCAAUGGAUAUAGACAUGUUACACAUGCGCAGCAAAUCAGAUUCCGGCAAAACUGUAUUGAUGGCAGCUGAGAGCAAGGAAGCCAGAUAUAAUAUCAAUCCUGGAUCUCAGCAUGCUUCCAUGCACUUGAUCUCCGAUCCAGAUGUCCUGAUGUAUAUGGAAACAGAGAAGCACUGUCAAGGAAAUGGGAUGGGGGAUAAGACCACCAAACAAGGCAGCUCCAGGACCUACUCGUCCAUCCAUUCACAUCAAUCGCAACUUCCACCACGAAGCCUGCAGCACUUACCAGAGGGUGGCUAUCAUGACCUGAAGUUUGAACCUGGGGAAAAGCAACCGAGCAGUAAACAUUGGCAGGAACACUCUGAGAGCAGGACCGCCCAACCUCGUUACGAAAGGUCAGAUUUGGAUCGCCACAUAUGCAGGGUUAAAGCCACGAGCAGUGCCAGUGAAGAUGAACAAGCAGUUCCUGUGAAGCCAGCUCCUCCACCCAAGCCAGAGAGAUCCCAUAGCGUUAGAGAACGACAGCAUUACAACCAAUCCAGUCUUCCCUCACAUCUACCAGACAAUUCAGACCAUAGUGGAUCCUACUCUCAUCAGUCACAAGCACAAAGUCAAAGUAACAUCACUUUUCAGUCACACUAUGACAACCUGGAUGACUACCAUCCGGUACCUCAGUCCCAAACCUCACUAUCAAAUCCGGGUGGUUCCAGCUCCUAUCACAGCCCUGGUUUCUCAACUCCACAUAGUAAUCUUGCAUACUCCACUGCAUUGGGACAGGGCGCCUUCAUACAGGCUGAGCUUUCAGUGCGGAGGCCAGAGACAGAGAUUAAUGCUGAGUAAACAGGCAUUUAAUGACAAAUAAGAUUAUUGUAGGUAUCAAUAAUUCACUUCCAAGUUUAGCAUCCUCUGCGGGACAGUGGACUGCCUUCUGACUGUUAACAUUCAGUUUUCUUUUUUUUUCUUUUUUAUGUACAAAGAAAUGUAAAAGACUUUUUACUGAACUGAAUGUACCAUAAUUUCAUCAGUUGUUUAAACAUUGUGACAUGGAAAUAUAACUUGUUAUAUGCUGUAGAUAUCCUGUGAAUUUGACAAAUGGUACAUGAACCAUAACCAGAUGAGUUAUGUGUAUCUGAGAAGAACUACUGGAUAUAAGG